UGCGGAUUUUGGUGCGGAACGCCGAAGUUUUGUAAAAAAAAAAAAAAAAAAAAUCCCUUGGUUGUUUGUAAACCAACGGCAAGUCCACUGCAAUGUCUGUCAAACACAGCUGCUCAUUAUUCGACACAUUUUCAACCGGAUAAUCCCGAGUUGGCGUUUGGAUUAUUGCUCCUGCUGUGUUUCAGUAGGUAGAGAAAUCAAUUCAUCGGAUCAGUCAGGACCGGAUUUAGUUUCUGUGGACUUCAAGAUUAUUACUGGACAUUUUUUUUCUCUCCUCAUUUCAGAAGCUGCAAUUCAACGUUUAGACUCUCAAACAGAAGUUGCACUUGCAAGUGGUCACACUGUUUGUGGACUGGGAGUGGAGACCCGAGACGCACACGUGUAUCCUCCUUCCUCCGCCUGCUCACACAGCGACCCUUCGGCGCUCUCUGGAUAAAAGUUGUUUUUCUUUCUGUUUGGGAUUUCGUUUAAAACAGGAAGAGAAAGUCACAGGCAACAUGUCGCUAAGCAGAAGUAUUGAAUUUGAACACUUUGAGGAACGAGAGAAGCCGCACCGGACACCGAGGACCAAUUCGGGCUCCGGGUCCCAGUCUGGCUCUAGAGGCAACGGUCUGGUCCCCAGCCCGGCGCACAGUGCGCACUGCAGUUUCUACCGCACACGCACUCUCCAGUCCCUCACAUCCGAGAAGAAGGCCAGAAAAGUGCGAUUUUAUCGCAAUGGAGACAAAUAUUUUAAAGGUUUGGUGUAUGCCGUUUCUAACGACCGGUUCAGGUCCCUGGAUGCUCUGCUCAUGGAGCUCACACGGUCCCUGUCGGACAACGUCAACCUUCCUCAAGGAGUCCGGACGUUAUACACGUUGGAUGGAGGCCGGAAGAUCACCAGUUUGGAUGAGUUAGUAGAGGGUGAGAGUUAUGUUUGCGCCUCCAACGAACCCUUCCGACGCGUGGACUACAGCAAGAACAUCAACCCCAACUGGUCAGUGGGCAUUAAGACCGGCACAUCGCGCUCCCUCUCCUCUCUCAUCCCGCUGAAGAGUGAACUGCAGCGUGAAUCCAAGGACUUCAUCAAACCGAAGCUUGUAACAGUCAUCCGCAGCGGCGUCAAACCGCGCAAGGCAGUUCGGAUACUGCUCAAUAAGAAGACGGCGCACUCCUUCGAGCAGGUGCUCACUGACAUCACGGAUGCCAUCAAGUUGGACUCUGGAGCUGUGAGGAGACUGUAUACUUUGGAGGGCAAGCAGAUUACCUGCCUGCAGGACUUCUUUGGUGAUGAUGAUGUGUUUAUAGCAUGCGGCCCAGAGAAGUACCGCUAUGCCCAGGACGACUUUGUGUUGGAUCACAGUGGUAAGGCUUCCACAGCCUUUAUGACUGAAUGCAGAGUGCUGAAGUCAUCCUACAGCCGCUCUGCUACUCCGAACCGGACAGCUAAGAGCCCUGGACCUUCACGACGCAGCAAGUCCCCUGGUGCAGCAAGGCGAACGGUCCACUACUCCACCAGUCAGUCUCCAAUCAAAUCCCCAGUAAAUGGUGUCUCAGGUAGCCAGAUCUCAACUCCGAAGUCCACUAAGUCCUCCACUCCAUCUCCCACCAGCCCCCGAACCAACCCCAGUUUUAAGAUACCUCCGUCACAUCAUAUCUCCUCCUCAAAUGUAAAUGGGUCAUUGAACAACCACCAAGAGCAAAGCAAUCGACUGAGUCCAGAGGUUAAUGGCAACCGCUACCUGCCUGCCUCCACCAUUUUGGAAAAAUAUGAAGUUGGGAAGGUCAUUGGAGAUGGCAACUUCGCUGUGGUGAAGGAGUGUAUGGAGAGGUCCACAGGAAAAGAGUUUGCUCUGAAGAUAAUCGACAAGGCCAAGUGCAGUGGAAAGGAGCACCUCAUUGAGAAUGAGGUGGCAGUGCUGCGAAAGGUGAAACACCCCAACAUCAUUAUGUUGAUCGAGGAGGUGGACACUCCCUCUGAACUGUACCUGGUUAUGGAGCUUGUCAAGGGAGGAGAUUUAUUUGAUGCCAUCACCUCCUCGGCCAAAUACACAGAGAGAGACGCCAGCAUCAUGGUCUACAACCUCGCUGGAGCUCUGAAGUACCUGCACAGCAUGAACAUCGUCCACAGAGAUAUUAAACCAGAGAACCUGCUGGUGUUUGAGUACCCAGACGGCACCAAGUCAUUGAAGCUUGGGGACUUUGGCCUGGCCACAGUAGUGGAGGGACCCCUGUAUACUGUAUGUGGCACUCCAACAUAUGUGGCUCCUGAAAUCAUAGCAGAGUCUGGUUACGGUCUGAAGGUGGAUAUCUGGGCUGCAGGUGUAAUCACCUACAUCCUUCUGUGUGGCUUUCCUCCAUUUAGAAGUGAGAGCAACUUGCAAGAGGACCUGUUCGACCAGAUCCUUUUGGGGCGACUGGACUUUCCCAGUCCUUAUUGGGACAACAUCACCGACUCAGCCAAGGAGCUGAUUGGAAAGAUGCUGCAGGUCAACGCUGAGGCUCGAUACACAGCACAAGAUGUCCUUUCCCACCCAUGGGUCACGGACGAUGCAGUCACAGAGAACAACAUGAAGAUGGAGGUGACAGGUAAACUGAAGACGCACUUUAACACUGCGCCAAAGCACAACAACACCACAGCUGGUGUGUCGGUCAUCAUGAGCACAGCUCUAGAUAAGGAGACCCUACAGCUCACUGCCCGUCGUUGUCCAGGCCCCCAAACAUCCCCAUGUUCAACUUCGCCAGCUUGCAAGAAAGUCCCAUCUGACCUUCCAAUCAAACCAGCCUCACCAACAAAGUCAGGACCAGCUUCUCCAACCAAACAAGCAUCAUGCGCCAAAGUACCAAAACCUGCCAAGCUGGCAUCACCCACCAAGACCAGGGGGACUGCUGUGCUUGAUGCUACAUCCACCUCUAAUCCUCCCUGCUCUCAACCCCAGAAGGAAAAUGGGCUGUUAACUGCUAAGCUUCAUCUCCCUUCCACUGCUCCUGUAAGUUCGCUUCAGUUCUCCCCUUCACCCUCCACUGAAACUUUCCCCAUCACCUCCUUACUGGUUUCAUCCCCUCCUGAAAUAAGAACAUCACCCACAUCACCCUCUGCUGCUCCUUGCUCAUCUCUAGAAGCUCCCUCACCCUCAGGCCCUCCUGAUCUCUUUACCUGCACAACUCCUUCUACACCUGUCUCCAAUCCUUCUCCAUCAUCUCCUACCAAACCAGCUUCUCUCUCUCCCUCUUCUCCUACCAAAGAAGCAAUGCCCCAGGCAAAACAAGCUACCCCUUCCCCCAUCUCCCCCAUCAAACCCGGUGUAUUCUUUCCUCUCUCUUCCCCAACAAAACAAGAACCUUCCUCCCCUUCUCCCACCCAUCCAGCCCUGUUUCCCUCUCCUCCUUCUACACCUCCCAGAUCCACAACCCCGCCCUCUCCAACUGGCCCUCCAUCCCCCAGCCCUCUACCUGCUGAAGAGCUUGUGGAGAAGGUUUAAAUGUCUGGGCUAAUCUGUAGCCAAUUUCACCCGCCACUCCUCCUCUUUCCAUAUGUGUAUCAUUAGACAUGGGGUGAGGAGAGUACACAUCCACCUUGAGCAUUUCCAGUAGCUGUAAACUGAGCCAGUGACUUCUGUGUCCACAUUAUUUCUCUCACUCUUAUGACUUUCCACUCAUUUCCCGAGACGGAGGAUGCGAGGCAUUUUCUAAGAGUUUGUUGAUUGUAUAUAUAGGUUUGUAUUUAUUAAUGGAGGAUGUGGAGAAAGGGAAUGAAAGUAAUAUCACUGUUCAGAGUGGUUGUCUUUGGAAGUCAUGCAUUACUGUAUCACAUUAAUGUGAAUUCUUUCCCUUAUUUAUUAUCCCAUUUUGACUGCCUGUGGUUCUUUUGUAAAUAGAUAUUCAUUACACAGAAACAUCCCAAUGUGGUGUCUUUUUUGCUUUAGCACAGAGACAGUGUGUCCAUAAUACAACUAUUUCAGCAUAUCGAACUUCUGAACUUGCUAGCCUAGCUACCUGCAAUGUUUUGGCACAGUUAUAUCUCACUAAGCUAACUAUAACCACUAUCAGUAUUUUCUCUGGCAACAACCAUUCUAAUGAUAACCACAAAUCUGCUCCUGUGAAAUGUAACUACAAAAUAAAAGGUACAGAGGGUGGACAAAAUAAAUGUCACAGUUACCAAAGUAUCAAUUCCCUGUGAGUUCGACCUUUUUGCCUUGUGACCCCUUCAAACAAAACUUUGUCAACUUAAGACCCCUCACAACAAGUGCAUAUGUCUAUGUAUUGUGACCAUUUCAACCAAAGAUUCAAAUUGCUCUAUAUAAAUACUUUAAGGGGCCUGAAGAUAUAAAAACUUUAAUUCAAAAGCAUAAAGUAACCAUUACGGAACAAACCCCCAAAAAUAAACUGGAGAUAUCUGAAAAACCUGGUCAGGUAAAAACCAAAAUAAUUUAUAAAAGUCCAUUUGGUACAUUAUUUUGUACACCCCCUGUAACUGACAGACACACUGACACAUUCAUUCACAUGUUGACUGUGUGUGUUUUUUGGUGUGAACCUUUGAACCUUAGCUGUCCACCUGAAACUUGAAAGGUUGCUUUUGCCUUUGUAUGUCUGAACAGUUGUGAGCCUCAAAGUCAUGACUGUAGUACAGAACAUUAGAGAAAAUACUGUGGAUCCAACAGACAUGAAACCAAUCUGUAGGCCUGUUUCAAUGCUGUACUGCUUAAAACUUCACAGACAAGAUGCACAGUCUGGUUUUAAUCAAGCACCAGUUAAGAUAAUUCCCACUGACAACACUACACCGUGGGCUGCAUGAAAUUAGUCAACACUGCUCCUUCAAAAUAUUCAAUCAGUGGUUUUUGGUAUGUUGGAUUUACACAGUAAGAAUGAAUGUGUUGUCAAGGUGACAGGUGUGUGCCUCACCACUGGCUAACUGCUCAUAGCUUAAUGAUGCCUUUUAUCAAAACCAGCUUAGCUGAAAAAUGGGAUUUCAAAAAGUGUGUGUCCUACAUUAAUUUGAUAAGUGAUUUGUUUUGUCCUUGUUUUUACCUGUUUUUAACUCCUCAGCAUUUAUCCCAGCUGGUGUUUAGUAGGGCUAACUCCUCCCUUGGCUCAACAUGCCUCUUUUUCUCUUCAGGACUCUCAGCUGCAUGAAUACUCCUUCCCCACUUUCAUGGCCUCCCUGUAAGACAAACCCCUCACAGAGACACACAGUCAAGUUGGUCAUUUAGCUUCUCUUAUGUAUAUGUAGUUGAAGUAGAGCAUCAUAGCAGUUUGUAAAGGGAAAUUUGUAUGAAGACGGUUUUAAAAAACAGGUAGAUCAAUGUGUCAAACUGGAUUAAUGUUUUUAUUAGGCAUAGAGUGGCUGCUUUUAAUGUCCCACUAUUUUGAAAGAGCAAAGAGCAAAAAAUAAAAACGCAAU
Toxotes jaculatrix (banded archerfish) is the source of this 5380-nucleotide messenger RNA. It is a transcript of the gene dclk2a, whose product is annotated as doublecortin-like kinase 2a. Gene Ontology annotation, molecular function: protein kinase activity; ATP binding. Gene Ontology annotation, cellular component: microtubule cytoskeleton. Gene Ontology annotation, biological process: protein phosphorylation; intracellular signal transduction. The coding region runs from base 498 to 3461 and encodes 987 amino acids. The record is from RefSeq and is a predicted model, not a curated record. NCBI's taxonomy places the organism in Eukaryota, Metazoa, Chordata, Actinopteri, Toxotidae. The transcript has 17 exons.